Physcomitrium patens is the source of this 1475-nucleotide messenger RNA. Lineage: Eukaryota; Viridiplantae; Streptophyta; Bryopsida; Funariales; Funariaceae. The record is from RefSeq and is a predicted model, not a curated record.
CCAACAUGGUGCUUAGGUUGUAUGUGCAAGAAUGUGUUACAGUAGAUUUAUUCAAAUCUAUUUGUACGUUUAUGACCACAUAUCCAUCCACUCCGUCAGAAAGUAGCGAAGAAGUAUUCAAAUUUAACCUCAAUAGUCGAGUCCAUUUAUCUGUACUCACGUUGAGUUCAACCCUAGCUGGUGGAUUGAAUGGAGCUAUUCUAGCCAUACAAGAGAAGCAUGGAAUUUGGAGUCAAGGCGAAUGGAAGAGGCCAACAGGGGUUAUCAAACAGGGUGAGGAUAUAUUCGCCGGAAUCGAACGAGAGGUUCUGGAGGAGACUGGGAUCGAUCCGGAAUUUGUCCAAGUGAUUGGUUUCAGUGCUUCCGUUUGUUACGACAAGCUCACCGAGGAAGGUUUGGGAGAAGUUCCGACAUGUUCUCAGAUUAGUUCUUCAUGUGUGUGUUGCGGCCACUCACAUUUAAAAUCACCGCGAAAGCGUCAGAACUGACUAACGCCAGGGCACUUUUGAUCUAAACAUUUGAUCUCUAGUCGUCCUGCCAUAUAAACAAGGUUCCCCUGGUAAAUAACCUUGAUGCAGUUUCAGUGCACUUUCCAACAAUCUGGUACUUUUUGGCUGUGGUUCAGUGGAUUCCACUGCCUAAAUUCCAAAAUCAGGAGUACCUCGCGGAGAGAAAAUAAUGAAGAAGAUGCUGGAUAUGUGCAUUGCAACUACGAACUCAUCUCCGCGCAAAGGCUUCAAAAGACAAGACGUUCAAGCAUGCACAGACAAGCACCCUCAGUACUUCAACGUCAGUGACUAAUUCAUCUGUGUCUGAGGGCUUUCCCCUGGUUUUUAUGCAAUACAGGUAUCCUACCUUCUAAUUUCGUAUUUGCAACUAUCGAUUUUGUUUAAUUGCCAGUUCUGCAAUUUGUGGUAUUCAGCUUCAAAGAUUUCAUGUAAGUUUUUCAGUAUAAGCUGUAUUUUUGCACAUCAAUGCGACUACAGAUAUGCGAAGAAUAGGAUACAAUUUCAGGCUUCAGUACAUAUAUAUUACAUAUAUAAUACAUGCUUCUAUGAACUGAAGUUGGUCUUAUUAUGCCCAACCUUUCACCCACUCUCGCCCUACCACCUGAAUCAUGUCCAUUGUUCUUGGAGAUUGGCUCGGUAGAAGAGUUGCCUUGAAUCAUGGCGUGGCCGCAUGUGCCGACCUUGAAGUCUCAGAGUCUACGCCUCCAUGAAGACCAGCACGUUCAAUUGAUUCCUUUUUCAGCUCCAAGAAUAUGUAGCUCUGGAUUAAAUAAAAGUACGUUCAAUUACAAGGUUUACAAAUCCAGAUUUAUCAUCACACAAAACAUAGUCUCAGACAUAUGUGUAGAUUGACAGGUAGAACAAGAUCAAUAUUCCACCUCAAGCAUCAACUGACAAAACCCGUUACUGUUCAAUCUAUGAAAUGCCGUGCUUUUAUGACCUCUAAAAUACAGAUAUUAGAGCUUU